UUCCAAGAGUCAAUUCUAUCUGGUAGGCCUAGUCUUGAGUAUUGCUGGGCUAGCCAUGUCAAAAGGUAACAGUUCUUAUCCUUCAGUUAGUUAACAAGUCCUAUAAAAAGAAAAGGAGUUAUCUUUGCCUCGACUUUAGUUGGGUAUAAUAUUGAAACUCAUGCUCCCAGUUGGCUCCCUGUUAUCCUUUUGUCUUGUCGCAAAUGCAACAGCAAUAGCAACAAUCGUAUUUUGGACAAGUUUGGAAUGGUACUCAGAUCAGUACCUGAAAAGGCUCAAGUCUGAUAUUGCCAGGCUGUUUGAACUGGUCUAGAAUCAAUGAUGUGCCCGAGCCAAACCAUACGGGGUUCCGUUCGGCCGGCCUAGUUCGCCUGAUUCUGUUGUGGUGUGUGAAAAACUGAAACUACUACACGAAAAAAGGCACUAGUUUUGGCUUUUGCAAUAUAGGGACUCCCUUGCGUGAGAAGACACUAUCAGAGCUUGAUUUGGUAAAAACCCGAGUUGAGUCGAAAUAUAGAAACUCGUAAGCUCGAGAAUGUUCACUUUGGAUUUAAAUUUUCAUUUCCAAUAUGGAAAUUAAAGAGAAAGAUUAAGUACAGUAGUUACCUUACAUAACAGUAACACGUCUUUGAAUUGAAGCUGUGGACGUCUUUGAAUUGAAACUGUGAUUCAAAGCCAGCUGGAGCUUUAAUUUGCAGAAUAAGAGGAGAAAAGUCAAAAACGGUGCUGUCUAGUCCUGUCCCCCUAUGCAAUGUAUGCGUAUUAUGAAGCCAGUUUUGCGUGGCAAUUUCAAAAUAUCAGAAAAAUACAACCACCAUGUGAAUUUUGAAAGGUUCUUCUUUUCAGUCAUUUCGUGCUCUCCUCUUCAACUUCCAAGAUUCCAUAGCCAUCCAUUUCACGUGCUCAUAAAAAAACAUCAGACUGUUCUCCUCGUUUGCUGUUUUAGUAAUCAUCAUUGAAUGAUGCGAAACAAUCCAAACCUAUGCAAAACACCCGUUUGAUGAUGAUAAUAAUAAUAAUAAUAAUAAUAGCAGGUAUAGAAAAGCUUAUAUUCUCCUGUUCUAAUCCCUGCUUAUUAUUAUAGUUUCAAUCAUCAUGCUCUCUAUUAAACCUUCCUUCCGAUCACUCUCUCUUCUCUCUCCUCCUCCGCCGCCGCAGCCGCCGCCAUCUCUGUUUCCCACAUCCAAGCCCACUACCAUUUCUAUCCGUACACAUCUAUUCAUCAAAUCUCAAUCCGCCACCGCCACCAAAAAACAAUUAAUACCCAAAACGAAUCCAGAUAACACCACCCAAAGGCCGCCACUCUCCAAUUCUCACGUCCUCAAAGUAGCCAUUAUCGGGUUUGGUAACUUUGGCCAAUUUCUAGCCAAAACCCUUGUCGCUCAAGGCCACACUGUUCUUGCUCACUCUAGAACUGAUCACUCUCUUGAAGCUCAUUCUCUUGGCGUGUCCUUCUUUCUUGACCCUCAUGACCUCUGUGAACAGCACCCAGAUGUUAUUUUGUUAUGCACUUCUAUUAUUUCUACCGAGAAAGUACUAAAGUCUUUGCCUUUACAGAGAUUUAAGAGAAAUACAUUGUUUGUUGAUGUCUUGUCUGUUAAAGAAUUUGCUAAAAAUUUAUUGCUUGAUCUUUUGCCUAGUGAUUUUGAUAUCAUUUGUAGCCAUCCUAUGUUUGGUCCUCAAAGUGCUAAACUUGGGUGGGAUGGUUUACAUUUUGUGUACGAGAAGGUCAGAAUUGGAAAUGAGGAAUCUAGAGUUACUAGGUGUAAAAGUUUUCUUGAUGUUUUUGCUAGAGAAGGGUGUAAAAUGGUGGAAUUGAGUUGUCAUGAGCAUGAUAAGUAUGCUGCAGGGUCACAGUUUAUUACACAUACUGUGGGGAGAGUGUUGGAGAUGUUGAGCUUGGAGUCUACUCCGAUUAAUACUAAAGGGUAUGAGAGUUUGUUGGGUUUAGUGGAGAAUACGGCUGAGGAUAGUUUUGAUUUGUAUUAUGGGUUAUUUAUGUAUAAUAAGAAUGCACUUGAGAUGUUGGAGAGAUUGGAUUUGGCUUUUGAGGCUUUGAGGAAACAGCUUUUUGGAAGGUUACAUGAUGUUGUAAGGAAGCAGUUGUUUGGGAAUGAAGAGAGGGGGCAAUUUUCCCAAGUGGAUCAUGCGAAUAUGCAUACUUAUGGUGCUGCAUUUCUUUCUGCUCCAGAGGCUGAAAGAUUUCAAGGUGCUGCUCAACCAUAUGAGUAUAAGGCGAAGACCUCCAAUUGCAUUAAUGAUAAUUCGAAGCUUAAGAUUGCUAUAGUUGGUUUUGGCAAUUUUGGCCAAUUCCUUGCGAAAACUUUAGUUCGGCAGGGCCACACAGUGUUAGCUUAUUCUCGAUCAGACUAUUCUGAUGAGGCUCAGAAAUUGGGAGUUUCUUACUUCUCUGAUGCAAAUGAUCUUUGCGAAGAGCAUCCAGAAGUAAUUCUUCUUUGUACUUCAAUUCUUUCAACAGAAAAUGUUCUCAAGUCAUUGCCAGUUCAGAGAUUGAAGAGAAGCACUCUCUUUGUUGAUGUGCUCUCAGUCAAAGAGUUUCCAAGGAAUUUAUUUCUUCAACAUUUGCCACCUGAUUUUGAUAUUCUUUGUACACAUCCUAUGUUUGGACCGGAGAGUGGAAAAAAUGGGUGGAAUCAUCUUCCCUUUCUUUUUGAUAAGGUCAGGGUAGGAAGUGAUGAGAGAAGAGUAUCAAGGUGUGAUCGGUUUCUUGAUAUUUUUGCUCGUGAAGGAUGCAGAAUGGUGGAGAUGUCCUGUUCAGAACAUGAUUGGCAUGCAGCUGGAUCACAGUUCAUUACACACACCAUGGGAAGGAUUCUAGAAAAGUUGGGUUUAGAGUCAACGCCAAUUAACACUAAAGGCUAUGAAACUUUGUUGAAUUUAGUGGAAAAUACAGCAGGAGAUAGCUUUGAUCUGUACUACGGACUGUUUAUGUACAAUGUAAAUGCAAUGGAGCAGCUAGAGAGGUUGGAUUUGGCUUUUGAAUCUCUGAAGAAGCAGCUGUUUGGGCGGUUGCAUGGUGUUCUUCGGAAGCAGCUAUUUGAGAAUGAAGAGAAGUCUCAAGUCUUGAGGGAGGAAUCUCUGGUAUCAAAAGUUUCUCAAGACGAUGCUGCACUAGCAUAUGUUUUGGACUCUGUUCAAAACAAUUAAGCUCUAUCUUAUGUAUCGGUCAAUUAGUCGCCUGAAGGGUGCACCUACUAUUUUCUUAUGUUCCAUGGGCACUUGUCGCUUCCAGCAAAAUAGAAUCAUCAGCGAGGAAAUGACAAUUAUUCGAAGUGCUCAGAACAUAGCGAAUGCUGUAGUAACCAAGAAACAUUCUCCAUGAAAACAUAGUACUCUUGCUCAAAAAUUUAAAAAAAUAAAAAAGAAAAGAAAAACGUAGUACCCAGUACUGAUAAUGGGAUAUGUGUCUGGACAUGGUUCAGUAUGUGCUUGGAAGACACGGAAUGAAGUGAUCAAUGCUGAAUGCUCUGAAGGACGUAAGUUCAAGCAAGUACUUAGGUUGGAUUGAAGUGGUGUAUUCUAGCCAUUGAUUCUUUUCAUUCGCCAAUUCUUUUAUUCUUCCUCUUCCAGUUUUACGAGUUUCUGGGUCCUUGCUAGUCAUUAUUUUUGUAGGUGAGGCUUGCUGUAUCAUUUUUAUUUAUUUUUUCAACAUGUUAUAUCACUUUAUUUCGGUAGCUAGUUUGGAACUCUAUUUUUGUGA
Ricinus communis (castor bean) is the source of this 3721-nucleotide messenger RNA. Its product is annotated as arogenate dehydrogenase 1, chloroplastic. Gene Ontology annotation, biological process: L-tyrosine biosynthetic process. Gene Ontology annotation, molecular function: prephenate dehydrogenase (NADP+) activity; prephenate dehydrogenase (NAD+) activity; arogenate dehydrogenase (NADP+) activity. The coding region runs from base 1096 to 3168 and encodes 690 amino acids. The record is from RefSeq and is a predicted model, not a curated record. The transcript has 3 exons. NCBI's taxonomy places the organism in Eukaryota, Viridiplantae, Streptophyta, Magnoliopsida, Malpighiales, Euphorbiaceae.